UUGCGCCAUUGUGGAGCUAUGAAGUCUGUGAUGACAAUUUUAUCUCAUAACGGCCUUUUCUCGUCUUGUUGCCCUCUGUACGUUUUGAAAUAGCCUUUUUUUUAAUAAAUCCCUCAAAAUACGUAAAAAUUGUUACGUUUCUGAGAACUUUCAAUUAACGCGAUGCUGUCUUCAACAGGUGCGAUCGCCGGCGCUGGUCAUCGCGUCUAAAAUCAAGACAAUGCUCCCGCAACUCUAAAACGCCGUGACACUUAUCUUCAGCCAACACAUUCGGCACCGCCACCAUGGGUCUGCUCCUUCAGUUGAAACUGCUUCUAUGGAAAAAUUUCACUCUUCGUCGGCGCCAAAAGGUGCGCAUGGUGAUCGAACUCCUCUGGCCAAUGUUUCUAUUUCUGAUCCUGAUGUGGGUACGCAGCCGAGGUCUCAAGUUCAACAUGCACGAAUGUCACUUCGAACCGAAGCCGAUGCUAUCAGCGGGUCCAGUGCAGUUUCUUCGUGGCUUUGUUUGCACAUUCAACAACACAUGCCACGAGCGUGUGCCUCCCGAAACGUCAGCGAUCUACAAAGAGGCCUUGCUGACACGACUGCUGGAUGACGUGGGUGCUGUACUCGAGCUCCGCGUCAACCGGUCGACAGCGCGCAGCGUGCGUCACUUCGCCACCGACCUGGCCUCGCUACGGGAGCUUGGCUUGCGGCUGUGGGCCGGUCAAGCAGAGCUGCGCGGCUCCAUCAGCCUCGGCGAUGUUAUCACCAACAAGACUGCGUACCACGCCUUACUGAAGGAGUUCGGCAUCGGUAACGGCCGCUGGGCACGCACACAGCUUCUAGGAGCGUCCGUACCUCUUGCACAGCUGCCAGAAAUCGUGAAUCGCCUCGGUCUUUUGUUGGCGCUGCCAGGAGCGGACGGACUUCUUUGCGACUCCGGCUUUUUCUCCGACCUUCUGCGGUCCCCGGCUGAGGCCACCACUUCGGCGAUGGUGCGGGAGAUCUGUGCGCUGCCCGUGGCCGAUCAGCAGGCUCUGCUCGGUCGGCUGAUUGCGCUGGUCGAACGGCGUAGGGUGCUGCGUCUGCUGGGCCGCGUAGUGCGUCAGUCCGGCGGCGGCGCACUGCGGCCCGAUGACUGGCUAGCCGUGCUCAGACUCGGUCGCCAGGUGUCUGAAGAUCUGCGGGAACUGGACACGUUCUCCCGGCUCUUGGAGCACGUCUCUGAACUGACGGAAGCCGUCAACCUGGACGAGCCAGAGAGCACGCUGAACGUUACCGGCGAGCCGAUGAACAUCAGCCAGCCGAUGCUGCUCGCGAUGAGGUUCCAGGGCGCUGUGUGUGGCGUGGACUACGCCCGCAUGGCCAUGCCCAGUGGCAGACAACGACGCCUGGCACCCAUCAACGCUAUCAAAGACAAAAUGGACGAGAUGCCAGAACAGGAGUUCUCAAAUGACACAUCCAUUUCGGAUGAGUGUAACGAACUCUUCCACAGUUUGGACAGCAACUGGAUGACAAAGUUCUUCUGGCGGACAGUGAAGCCAUUUGUACGAGGUAAAAUUCUUUUCGCCCCAGAUACACCUGUGACAAAGCGUGUCAUGACGCGCGUGAAUGCUACGUUUGAGCCGGUGCGACAAACACUGAAGUUCAUGGAGGAGUGGCCGGAUCGCUCGUGGUGGUACAGACAGCGUGUGUUAUCCAUAGUGCGGCGACUGGACAGUUUUCAGGCGGUGUGGCGUCAGGCGGAGAGCUGGGGCGCCUUCCAAUCCUUGCCUCUGUUACCUGUGCCUACCAAUAACAAAACUUUGAACUCCCUGACAAAGCGCUUAUCGCUCCUGAUUGGUCCUGGAUCCGAGGAACGCUGGUCACAGCUGUUUGACACAGCAGAUGAAGUGGCAGUGAACGCCAGCGUCUACUUGGCUUGUUUUGAGCUGAACAAGCUCGAAGGUUUGUCGGACGAGCACGCUUUGGUGAGACGAAGCAGUAACCUGACAGCGGAGAACAUGCUCUGGGCCGGUGUCGUGUUCAUGGACAUAGAGCCAGGCGCAGAAACAAUGCCCACCUACGUGCGAUAUAAAAUACGCGUUGACGGCGAUCGUGUUGAUUCAACGAAGCAUAUCAUGGACAGAAUGACACGAAUGGGGCCUAGACAGUGGCCCUACCAAGAUCUGAAGUACAUCACCUAUGGUUUUGCAUACAUGCAGGAUAUUUUAGAGCACAGUAUUGUUGAAGAAUUGACAGGCGAAGAGGUGAAAACUGGAGUGUACCUUCAUCAGAUGCCGUACCCAUGCUUCAUCGAUGAUCAAUUUGUGCUGGCAAUCUCACGGACUUUCCCAUUGUUCAUGGUGCUAGCUUGGGUCUACACCUCAGCAAUGAUUGUCAAGUCUAUUGUGUACGAGAAGGAGCAGCGACUGAAAGAAGUGAUGCGAAUCCUUGGACUGAGUAACGGAGUGCACUGGCUGGGAUGGUUCCUGACCAGUUUCUCCUCAAUGGUUGUCAGCGACGUGCUACUUACCAUCGUCCUCGUGUACGGAAAAGUGCUAGAAAAUUCGGACCCAUUCAUAGUCUUCCUAUUCUUACUGUGCUUCACCAUGGCCACCAUCACGUUAAGCUUUUUGCUGUCUACUCUGUUUUCCAAAGCAAACCUGGCAGCAGCGGCUGGUGGAAUUCUCUACUUUAUCUCCUAUCUGCCAUAUCCAUUCCUCAUCAUUUGGGACGAGCACCUUGAUUACCUGCAUAAGCUGCUAGGAAGCUUACUGUCUAACGUCGCGUUCGGUUUCGGAUGUUCCUACUUUGCACACUACGAAGAGCGUGGAGUUGGCAUCCAGUGGUCGACCAUCGACAAGAGUCCGAUCGUGGGAGACGAGUUCAGCCUCUUGCAGAGUAUGUUCGUGCUGCUGCUCGACAGUUUCCUGUACGGCCUGCUUACCUGGUACAUCGAAGCAGUUUUCCCAGGCCAGUUUGGCAUACCACGGCCGUGGUUCUUCCCAUUCAUGCGAUCCUACUGGUGCGGUGUAGAGCCUCAUACAAUACCUGAUAAAGAAUCCGUGCCACUGACGGACAGCACGGGAAAUGACAAGUUUGAAGCGGAACCGACGAACCUGCCUCUCGGCGUAGCCGUUCAGCAUCUUCGCAAAGUAUACGCAAACGGAAAAGUGGCAGUAGAAGAUAUGUCCCUAAACUUCUACGAAGGUCAGAUCACAUCGUUCCUUGGUCAUAACGGUGCUGGAAAAACGACCACCAUCUCAAUACUGAUCGGUCUGUUUCCACCAACAAAGGGGACUGCCAAAAUAUACAAUUUUGACAUACGCACGGAGAUGGACCAGAUUCGUCAGAGUCUUGGCAUUUGUCCGCAGCACAAUACACUAUUCGAUGAACUAACUGUCGCUGAGCACAUCUGGUUUUACGCGCGUCUCAAGGGUCGUCUACCGGCUGAAGUCGAUGAGGAGAGCGAUCGUAUGAUUGAAGAUCUUGGCCUACCGCAUAAGCGAGACGAGCUGUCCAAAAACCUCUCAGGUGGUAUGCAGAGGAAGCUGUCCAUCGCUGUCGCCUUUGUGGGUGGCUCGCGCACGGUCAUCCUAGACGAGCCCACGUCCGGUGUGGAUCCGUACUCUCGUCGGUCAAUCUGGGAGCUACUCAUGAAGUACAAAUCGGGCCGCACCAUCAUCCUCACCACCCACUUCAUGGACGAGGCAGACAUUCUCGGUGACAGGAUCGCCAUCAUUGCACAAGGUCAACUUCAGUGCUGUGGCUCAAGCCUCUUCCUCAAGAGCAACUUCGGCUCGGGAUACUACCUCACCCUGGCACGUUUCCAGGAGAGUCAGGUGACGCUGCGUAUCAGCUCGGACACUGAGGUCCCGGAUGGGCCCGGUGAACCUGCCGGCGAUCCGUCACGAAGUGUUGAAACCAUGCAAACCACAUCUGCUGAUCGUAACCGACGUGCGAGCGGCCCGGAUCAAGAACAGGUCACUCGCUUCAUUCAGGAGUACGUUCGGCGCGCAUAUCUAUUGGAAAAUUUCGGCACAGAGCUGACAUACGUUCUUCCUAACGACCAGCGCCUUGCCGAGCGGCUGGAGCGUCUUCUGGAAGCGCUCGACGACAACUUGACUCGCCUCGGCAUCACCAGUUACGGUUUGUCAGACACCUCUCUAGAGGAGAUCUUCCUGAGACUGGCCGACGACGGGAGCCGACUGAGUGAGCGCGUGCUCAGUCAGCAGAUCAGCAGCAUCACCGAUGGUGGAAAGUAUCCCACGCGCUUACGCACUGGUGAUCUCCGACGUCACUCGCUGUCGCUGCUCAACACGCCGGCUGGUUCACAGGAGCAAGGGGUUGACACGCGUCGUCACUCCGGCUCUUUUGCGGCACAGACAACCGCCAACUUCUCCGACGAUGAAGCGCCCACGCCAGUUACACCUCCCAAAGUGAGCCCAGCGCCGCCACGAAGCGCGGUUACCGCCAAGCUGGCUGCGAGGGGCGCGGGUUAUACCACCCCGCUGUGGGCUCGCCACGUGUGUGCUCUUCACGUCAAACGAUUCAAUCACUGUCGGCGCAACGUCAAGGGUCUCUUCUGCGAGAUAAUCUUGCCGGCGUUCUUCGUGUGUUUGUCGAUGCUCUUCACUCUGAUCCUGCCUCCCCUGGAAGAGGAGCCGCCCCUGGAACUGUCUCCGUGGGUUUAUGAGCCACCGUUCUAUGUCUUCUUUGCAAACGAUCACAUCGAGUCAUCUCUGGCGCGACGAUAUGAAGAUGAGCUGAUCGGCUUUCCGGGCAUCGGAACGAAAUGUGUUCGAGAGAACGCGACAUGCGGCAAUCCGCCAGCUCGUACGCAGUUCUAUGCAGCAAUAGGAAAACCGGUGCGAACUGCUGAGUGCUCAUGCGCCACUGGAAGUAUGGAGUGUCCGUCAGGCGCCACCGGGCCGGCACCGGCGCAGGCACCCGGGGCGGGAGGCGAGCUGCUAUUGAACGUCACAGAUCGCAAUGUCAGUGAUUGGCUGGUGAAAUCGCGACCCGAGUUCUACAAGACCCGCUGGGGUGGAUUCACGUUUGGGUACAACAACCCGUUCGCAACAGCAAACUUCAGCAGGUACCGAGCAGCAGUGCGAAGGAUUGGAGAGGCAUUGCUGGGUGUUGGAAGAGAUGCACUACUCAAUGUCACCGAUGACCAGCUUAGAAACCAGACAUACGAUAUAUCACUGAAUGAUACAGAUGGGCAAACAGAUAACUUCACCUAUGUGCCGUUUGGUCUAGCAGAUGAUGCCUUUGACAAACUGGAGGACUUUGCCAAAAACUCUGAGAUUCUGGACAACGUGAAGAUAUGGUACAACAACAAGGGCUGGGCCUCGUCCGUUGCUUAUAUGAACGCAUUCAACAACAUGUUGUUGCGGUCUCGCUUCAACUCGUCAGUAAAACGCUGGUACGGCAUCGAAGCCAUCAACCACCCGCUGAACUUCACCCGCGGCCAGCUACGUCGUGAACUCAGCAAGCAGUCCGGAAUCAGCCUCCUGCAUGCCAUCUGCGUCAUCUUUGCGCUGAGCUUCGUGCCAGCAUCGUUCACGCUGUUCCUGAUCGAAGAACGUCAGUGCAAGGCAAAACACUUACAGUUUGUGUCUGGCGUACGGCCAAUAGUGUAUUGGGUGGCUGAGUACAUGUGGGACAUGUUCAACUACUUGAUAUCAGCUGGACUGUGUGUUGCGAUCUUCUUGGCCUUCGGCGAAGAGGCGUACGUUUCUGAGAGAAACCUGCCAGGUCUGUUGCUGUUGCUGGUGCUGUACGGCUGGUCAAGCAUCCCGCUCAUGUAUCCCGCCAGCUUCAUAUUCACUGUGCCUGCGUCAGCGUUCGUCACCCUCGCGUGUGCUAACCUCUUCAUCGGGAUAGUCACCACGAUUGCCACGUUUGUGCUGGAAAUACUCAACGACGAACAGCUGCAGAUGAUCGCAGAGAUAUUAAAGAAAGUGUUCCUGGUUUUCCCACACUACUGUCUAGGCCGCGGUCUGAUGGACAUGGCCGCUAACCAGCUGAGAGCCGACACGCUAGCGGAAUUUGGAUUUUCCGCGAAACGUGACCUUUUCGAGUGGACGUUCUUGGGUCGGAAUCUGUUUUGCAUGCUUAUCCAAGGCGUGCUAGCCUUCCUGCUGACCUUGCUGAUCGAAUACCGUCCCGGCUGCCGGCGCCGACAGCUCAUGCCUAUGGCGCCGAUAUCAACAGACGACAUGGACGUUGAUGUGCAGAGAGAGCGACAACGCGUGCUCAGCGGACGUGCCGACAAGGACAUACUACGCGUGUUUAACCUGACCAAGGUCUACAAGAAGGGACGACUUCCAGCCGUCAACCACCUCUGUCUGGGUGUGCGACGCGGCGAGUGCUUUGGUCUUCUGGGCGUUAACGGUGCCGGCAAGACGUCCACUUUCAAAAUGUUGACUGGCGACACAACAAUCAGCUACGGUGAUGCCUUCAUCUGCGGCCGCAGCGUCAUCGACGACCCGGUGCGUGUGCGUCAGCAGAUCGGCUACUGUCCGCAGUUUGACGCGCUCGACUCGCUCCUCACGGGCCGCGAGCACAUCGAGUUCUACGCCCGACUGCGCGGAGUGCCUGCGGACUGCCUGGCACACGUGGUAGAGACCAACAUCCGCCGGCUGGGUCUGUCGCCGCACGCCGACCGCACUGCCGGGAGUUACUCGGGCGGCAACAAGCGCAAGCUGUCGACGGCCAUUGCGCUGAUCGGCGACCCGCCGCUGGUGUUCCUGGACGAGCCGACCAGCGGCAUGGACCCGGCGGCGCGCCGCCUGCUCUGGACCUGCGUCUCGGACAUGGUGCGCCAGGGCUGCUCGGUGGUGCUCACCUCACACAGCAUGGAGGAGUGCGAGGCGCUCUGCACCCGACUGGCCAUCAUGGUCAACGGCCAGUUCAAGUGUCUGGGCAGCCUGCAGCACCUGAAGAGCCGGUUCGGUGACGGGUACACGGUGACGCUGCGCGCGCACCCGGGUCAGCUGGCGGCCGUGGAGCGCCGUCUCCAGGAGAGUCUGCCGCAGGGCGAGGUGCGCGAGAAGCACCACUCGCAGGUCUCCUACCAGCUGCCGUCCGUGGACCUGCGGCUGGCCGGCGUGUUCCAGCUGCUCGAGGGACUGAGAGCCGAGCGACUCGUCGAGGACUACUCCCUCAACCAGACAACGCUCGACGAGGUGUUUGUCAGGUUCGCCGGCGAGCAGACCGAGAUGCUGGAAGACGAGGUGGCCGGCAGUCGUCUGAGCCUCAACGACCAGUCGACGCGCCGGUUCCGCGGCCCCAAGAAGGUGCGCUUCCCUGCCAAACAAGAGACGCCAGCGCCGGCCGGACCCGUGGGCAACGCCGACGGUCCCACGGCGUCCUCCGAGCUCCUGCCGCCCUCUCCACCGACCGUGGACGUCGGUCAGGUGCGGCUCACAGACAUCACAGCCGUGUAGGAGGGGCCGUGUGUUUGUUAGCGGUAUAGCCGGAGCCGUGAGUUUAGCCCGUGUCGUGAGUUGGGUCGGCUCGCGGACAUCGCAGCUGUGUAAUCAGUGCCGUGAGUCGGGCCAGCUUACAGACAACACAGCCGUGUAGGAGACGCCGUGAGUUGAACAGCUGUGUGGCCGACGCGGGAGAUAAGUCCGUGCCGUGAGUUUGGCCGGCUCACAGUCACCAGACAGCCGUGUAGAGGGCGCCUCGAGUCGCACAUCUGUGUCGCCGGAGUCAUGAGAUUAGCCCCUGCCCCGAGAGUGGCCGGCUCACAGAGUUUACAGCCGUGUAGGAGACGCCGUGAGUUGAACACCUGUGUAGCCGUCGCGGUGAGUCCGACCCGACUCGCGGACCUCACGGCAGUGUAGCAGUGCUGUCGCUAUGAGUGGUGAGCGGCUAUCUCGGACCCGGAGAUAGACGGCGCUACCGAUCACCACCCACGGCUUCCGCCUAAUGCCAAGCGGGUAUACGGUGUCAAUGGGCUUACCUGAUUAUCCAUAGCAGCGUGUGCCGGGCUACAAAGCGAUGUCUAUCGGUCAUUGUCUACCUUGUCUAGCGAUAUCAGUUGACAAGGUCCCUUUUCAGGUAUUUAGGUGUCUAGUUGGCUUAGGCAUGUCUCCGUCGUCUGAAUCUUGGCUGUCAUACAGCGCGCAUUUGGAACGUCUGUAGGUAGUUAGAUAGGGGGGAUAUCCUCUCAAAUUAGUGGCGAACGUCCAGCAUCCAUGUGUGACGAUCAGGCCCUGUGGACCAGACUGCACUAAGAACAAUCGCUCCUGCCAAACCAUGCUUAUGGCGUGUAGCACUUGACUGACCAUAAUGCGAGGCGAGGGCUAUGAGCAACUGGCCGACUGUCAAGACAGUUUGUCCGACAGUCAGUGACGUUUGGCCGUCCGCUACCGCCCUUCUCCCAGCACCAUAUCGAUGGUGCCAGUAUUUUAUUUUCACUGAAUGUUGUCUAGUGGUGAUAAGGAGUUUAAACACGAGGAAAACGUAGAGUAUUGAAGAAGACUUAACUGUAAGAUAACGAAUGUGAGGUGUUGUGCGCAACAUUGUCUAUAUUCAGCAUCGUCUAUGUUAUGUCCGCCAGGCGUCGCUUAUGCCACAGGUUUAGGGUCGGUAGAUGGCGGUAGGGUGAGGAGCAGCACUAAAUGCAUACGCUGCGUUAUCUGUGGUAUUUUAUUCAGUUCAGUAUGUUAGCCGUUAUGUUCAGUUUAUUUUUGUUGUAUCCUCUACGCUACGUACAUGGUGUCUGGAUAGAAAGUCACGAAGAUCUGUUGUGAGCGCAAUGUUAAAUGCCAAAGAUCAAAAUAUAGAUCUGACUCAG
Amphibalanus amphitrite is the source of this 8776-nucleotide messenger RNA. Its product is annotated as ATP-binding cassette sub-family A member 7-like. Gene Ontology annotation, cellular component: intracellular membrane-bounded organelle; membrane. The record is from RefSeq and is a predicted model, not a curated record. The transcript is spliced from 2 exons. Gene Ontology annotation, biological process: transmembrane transport; lipid transport. Gene Ontology annotation, molecular function: ATP binding; ABC-type transporter activity; lipid carrier activity. NCBI's taxonomy places the organism in Eukaryota, Metazoa, Arthropoda, Thecostraca, Balanomorpha, Balanidae. The coding region runs from base 285 to 7418 and encodes 2377 amino acids.